Messenger RNA from Theileria equi strain WA, 2307 nucleotides. RefSeq lists its product as hypothetical. Bases 1 to 2307 code for a protein of 768 amino acids. The record is from RefSeq and is a predicted model, not a curated record. Lineage: Eukaryota; Apicomplexa; Aconoidasida; Piroplasmida; Theileriidae. The transcript is spliced from 4 exons.
AUGGAUUGGGAUACAUUUUCGGCAUCUGCUUUAGGUCCGUUGGAAUCUACCACGAAUUCAUCUUUUGUGGUCAAUCUAUUUGAAUUGUCCAAAGAUUUGGUCACACCUACGGAUAAAUCCAGUGGAAAGGGUACAAAUUUAGACUCUAAAAACAUAGAUAACAAUAUAAACAUUGGUAAUUAUGAAGAAUCAUCGCUCGACUAUCAUAAAGAUCUACGACUAUGGGAUCAGGAUAAGAGAAUUAUAAUUGACAUCGUAACAAACCGUCUGAAAAAAAUAGAAGAUGCAUCAUUACCAUCGUGCCAUAAGUCUCAUAAAGAUUUAAACCAUUCGGAUGUCCCUGAGGCAGUCUUAUCUAGUGAAUGUGAAGUUUUGAUCAGUUGGAUGGAUAGACACUUUUCCACCAAUUCUAAGAUAACUCCAGAAUCCCACCGGAUAUUUGUUGAAAGUAUUACCAAAUUGUUUGAAAGUCUAUCUAUAGUUCCAACUGAUUUUGUUGAUUUUCUACUGGAUAUAGGAAAAUUAGGUAAUACAAAGUCCCCGACUUUUCUGUCCAGAUAUUUGAAGUUAUCAUUGAAGAAUUUGCAAAAGAACGCCUGGAAAAGCUUACAAAUUUCUAUAUUGAAUACAAAAGGAAUAUUUUUGGACUCACUGUUAUCUGUAGACAGCAAAAAUCCCGUUGAAACACUUAAAAAAAUAAUAGAGUGUGCAAAUAUUAUUUUUCCCGGACAGGCAUCUAUUUCAAACAGUAACUCUAAGAUAAAGGAUUCUGAGUAUUAUUUUUUUAUCGCCUUCCUCUCAUUUAGAUGUGGGUUUACUGAAGGAUUUGAUAUAUUGUCAAAUAAAGAGGUCUGUGAUACCAUACCCCAACUGGAAAACAAUCAUUUUCCUCCCCUUUUUGUGGAAUUAUGUGGGUUUCUCAAGGAAAUCUUGCUCGAUAGGCAAAAUAAAGAUGAUAAACAAUUGUUACUUAGCCGAUUUGCUGGUGAAUAUUCUCCCACUAAACAUGACAAUCAGAACAGUUUUCUAUCUAGGGGCUGUAAUUUUUAUGCACUCUUACUUCUUAGUAUACUGUAUCCUGAUUAUUAUUCCCCAUGUGAUAGCAGUAUGUUACUGACAAAGGAUGAUUAUUUGUGGUACCAACUUAACUUGAUUUUGGUUGGGGCCCAGAGUUCCAUGAUUUCUUCUGUUUCCAAAUUAUGUCAUGCUCUCACUAAGGAAAUAAACACAAUAAAUAUUGCAAAUUCAGAUGUUGUGGAAAAAAUUUUCUUUUAUGCGUAUUCUAUUGCACUAGCAGGUGGAGUUUUGGAAGCUUUAAGGUUGUUGAUGUCGGCAGUGAAAACAUCUUAUAUUCAGACAUUCGCUGUUAUUUUUGUAGUAUAUUUUGAAAAUACCAAUUUAUUUGAUUCUGAAGAUCUCACUUAUAUUGCCUAUAGUUUGUGGAAUCUUGAAGAGAAAUCUCAUGCAAAUAGUCCAGAACUUCCAUAUUUGAUUCAGUUGGCAUUCAACCGCAAGAGAAAUUUGUCACCUGAGAUAAAGAUUUUACUAUCGACCCUACUUCCACAUCCUAAAAGUUUAUUAAUCACAAAGUAUGCUGUUGCAGAAAAUUUUCAUGAAGCUAUUGAUACUCGUUAUCUUGGGAGUUAUAUAACUAGAAAUGGAAUGUUAGCCAUAGGCCCUCUAUUACAGAAAUUAGUCAAGUUGUCCACUAGAAGGGCAUCAGCAAAAUAUGCUAUAUCUCUUUUGGCUCAAUAUUCAGCACAUGUCGGUUUAUGGGUAUCUGCUUUCAAGUGUUUUUAUUGUAUACGGGAUAUCGACAAUUGUGCAUCUGUACUUGAGGCGUGUUGUUGCUAUAUUUUUGAUGGAAAUGAAGCCAAGACAUUUACUAUCGAUGAUCUCUGUGUCUACUAUUCAUUGAUAAAGAGUAUUGCUCCGAAUAACAAGCAAGUUCUUGAAUUAAAAAAUAUAUUCGACUGCAUAAGUUUGUGCGUACUGGCAAGGAACGGUGAACACCAUGAAGCCGUUAUUCAUUGUAAAAAGAAUAAGAUUUUUGAAAAUUCUGCACACAUAUUGAGGAAUGAAUCGCACCAAAUAUACUUUAAUGCAUUGGUCCACUACAUUAAUGCGCUAAAGAAUCUAGUUUCAAGCGGGCAACAGCCAUCUGAUCUCCUGACUCCAAGCGAAGCAAAUGAACUGCUAGACCUGCUAGAGUCAUCAUACCAAAACGUAAACUCAAACAAAGAUCGCACAAUUGACGCAUUCCACACUCUUUUAACAUUUAUAUCGAUAGUACCACCAAAGUCAUAA